Messenger RNA from Pollicipes pollicipes, 1002 nucleotides. RefSeq lists its product as uncharacterized. The transcript has 4 exons. Lineage: Eukaryota; Metazoa; Arthropoda; Thecostraca; Pollicipedomorpha; Pollicipedidae. Bases 1 to 1002 code for a protein of 333 amino acids. The record is from RefSeq and is a predicted model, not a curated record.
AUGUCGGCGCUGUGCUUCGUCUGCAACCUGCCGAUCCUCAGCCACCAGGUGGGGCUGGUGUGGAAGGGCGGCAACGGCGCCGACGAGUACGUGGCGUCGCAGCCGAUUCCGAUCCGUCGGCGCGACUCGUCGUCGCUGGCCGAGGCGCAGCUCAAGUCGCGUCGCCUCGUGGACUCCGGUUCCGACCUCAAGACGGACAUUUCCAAGCUGCUGGCCGGCCGCGACAGCGUCACGGAGCUGUGGCGCAAGCGGCGCGAGAUCCAGGUGCACACAGAACGCGAGGAGCUGCGCACGCGCCGCCAGUCGGCCAGCUCGUCCGGCCGGCGCGACUCAAAGCCAGCCGUCUCGCCGGACGGCAAGUACAUCGAGCCGCGCGCGCUGAUCGAAGCACGCCAGGCGGUGCUGCUCAGCCAGCGCGAUGACGAGGCGACGCGCGAGCCGGCCGAGGAGGGUGUGACACUGAGCACUGCCAAUGUCUCGGAAGGCCGCCAGAGCCCGACCGUGCCGGCGCCGGCCGCCAUCCUGCACCGCACCUCGCUGCCGACCAUUACACCGUUGGCGCGCGGCCGCGACGCGCGCCCGCGCGCUUGCAUCUCACCCGAGCCGAUGCCGUCGUACCGCGGCCGCGAGCCGUCGCCCAAGCAGGGGGGCCUGCGCCGCCAGGCGGCCGCCUUCGACGAGAGUUCGCCGCUGGCGCGCGGCAGGCGCGGCUCGCGGCCGUUCCUCUCACCUGAUCCAGGCGAUGCGGACCCGGCGGCGCGCGGUCGCCGGCGCGACUCGCUCUCGCCCGACAGCGCCGCGGAGGAGAUGAACCAGGCACGCCGGCUCAAGAGCCGCCGCCAGUCGAACGAGGAGUCACCGGAGGGCUCCAGCACGGGCAGCUCGCGAGACCCGUCACCGAACUCGUCCGUACGGCGCCAGUCUACCACCGAAGAGAUCCUCAUUGCCAAGUGCCGUCAGCGCCGCGCCACCUCAGCCCAGUGCCGUGCCAUCUGGCUGUGA